Messenger RNA from Linum tenue, 243 nucleotides. Lineage: Eukaryota; Viridiplantae; Streptophyta; Magnoliopsida; Malpighiales; Linaceae. The record is from the annotation of a GenBank genome assembly.
UUUCUAAAUAGACAGCUUAGCAGAAACAAUACAGGAUUCCUAGCAAGUUCAAGUUGGCGGGAGGGUGGAAUUAGUAAUCUAACUUGGGCAGAGUUUGAUUACGAUUACGAAAAUGCAGACCUAUCCAGUUGCAAGGAGGAGGACUUGUUUUGUGAAGGCGGUGUAAGACAGCAAGAAACCGAGUGACAAUGGCUGGACCUCGAUACGGCCUUGGAGCAUUCUGGUGGAGAGACUGUUCUAAAC